UUGGCGACCCGUCGCCAUUAGUGCAAGCUCGUCGUUUCGGAUAUAUUUUUUGAUCAAAAUCUCUGAAUUGCGACGAUUUCCAUCUUUUGGAAAACAUUUAACGCCUUGUUAAGGGCAUUUUGUUUUCCUUAACAAGUAAAAACCUUAAAUUCGGGGAGUCUUGGCCCCGCGUGGCGAGCUUUCGUCCUCUCUUCCAACAGUCUGCAUAACUUGAGACGCCGAUAUCGUGUCUCUUAUUUUUUCUCCGGUUGUUUUAUUGUCAAGAUGUCGCCGUGAUGGGGUCUCCGCGUUUGACAGAAAUGAAUCAGGGCCUUCGUCGCCUGACCCGCACUCACUGCAGCCCGUUUUCCCCUUUGGUUUUUCAUUUUGAUGCUAGAGAGCUCAGCGGCUCUCUACUCGGAGCUCGGCCCCAGCACCGCUCACUGCACGGAGACAAACAUGGAGAAAAACCCCAACAACAGCACCAAUACCAAGGUUCCGCCUCGUUCCAGCUCCACAGGCCCAGCACCGGCAGACUCUAAACCCAAAACAGAAAAUAAAAAUAAUGGAGGCUCCAAGCGCUACAACCGUAAGCGUGAGCCCUCCUUUCCUAAAACCGACAGUUUUCAAGGCCCUCGCCACACCAAUUCACAGAAAAGCAAGAAUUUUGACAAGAGACCCCCUCAGAGAGGUGGAGGACGACAAUAUGGAGUUACAGGUGGAGGACGACGUGAGGAGGUAGUAGAGACACGCCGGGCCGAGUUUAGCCCGGCUCAGUUUGCUGGACCGAAAAAAAUAAGCCUCAACCACCUGCUGAACUUCACCUUUGAACCCCGUGGAGGUAAUGGUGGCAUCGGAGAUGGGGGCUCCUCCGGUUGGGGCCGCCGAAACAAAUGGGGCCACAAGCACAAGCCCUUCAACAAGGAGCUUUUUCUGCAGGCCAAUUGCCAGUUUGUGGUGACUGAUGACCAGGACUAUAAGGCUCACUUCACUGAUCCAGACACUCUGGUCAACUGGGACUGUGUGCAGCAAGUGCGCAUCUACAGUCAUGAGGUGCCGUCUUGCCCUAUCUGCCUCUACCCUCCUUUGGCAGCACACAUCACCCGGUGUGGACACAUCUUCUGCUGGCCAUGCAUGCUGCACUACCUGUCUCUUGGCGACAAGAGCUGGUCAAAGUGCCCCAUCUGCUAUGAAGCAGUUCACACCGCUGACCUGAAGAGUGUGGUUGCUAUGGAGACCAGGCAGUAUGCGGUCGGUGACGUAAUCACCAUGCGCCUGAUGCAGAGGGAAAAGGGGGCUCUGGUGGCCAUGCCGAGCUCUCAGUGGGUGAAGGUGGAGGAGCCUGUUCGCUUUGGUGAUGCAUGUCUAAGCCCGUACUCCAAGCUGCUGCUGACCUCCCCGGUGCAGGUUCUGAGCCUGUUGGCAGAGGAGAAGGCUGUCCUGCAGGCUCAGCUGAGCCAAGAAGGGGACGCCCAAGGGUGUUUCAUCCAGAGCGCCCUUUGUCUUUUGCAGGAGCGAGAGGAAAUGCUACUGAAGCAGCAGAAGGCAAAUGUGGAAGACAGCCUUGAUCUGUCCUCUCUAACUCUGGAAGAACCUUCUUCUCCUGUGGAGGAAGUGGUUUCUAACAUCAGCAGCACCAAGCCAGUGCUGCAGUACUCCUCUGCAUUUGAUGACGAGGUGGCGGAGGUCCCAGAGGAUGCCACUGCAGAGCUUCCAGGCUUUCCUGAAAGUAUUUUGGAGAGUGUCCUAGAAGAGCCUCCAGAGGCUAUGAUGGAUGCAGCCCCAGAGCCCCAGCCUGAUGAGGAGAUCCCUGCCAGCCAGACAGAUUCAGGCCGCCCUUCAACCAGCGUAGUGCAUGGACCCUUUUACUAUUUCUACCAAGCUGACGACUGCCAGCAGAUGUUCCUGCAUCCUGUGAAUGUACGCUGUCUGUUGCGUGAGUACGGCAGCUUGGAGGCCAGCCCUGACUCCAUCACUGCCAGAGUGGUGGAGAUAGUGGGACACACAGUCACUGAGGAGAUCCGUCGUCGGCAUCGCUAUCUGGCUCAUCUGCCUCUCACAUGCGAGUUCAGCAUCUGUGAAUUAGCCCUGCAGCCACCAAUCUUGUCCAAAGAAACCCUGGACACAUUCGCAGAUGACUUGGAGAAGAGAAAGCGCCUGAGGCAGAAGAAAGUGAGGGAUGAGAAGCGCAGGGAGAAGCGAAUUGAAAUUGAGGAGAACAAGAAGCAGGGUAAAUAUCCUGAGGUGCAUAUUGGAUUGGAGAACCUUCACCAUUUCCCAGCAUUCGGGUCUCCUCCUCACAACAGCAGCCCCCCAGUACAGCCUGACUUUACAUUUGCCCCCCCUUCACCCCUCAGCAGCAGUCCUUCCUCUGAUGGGAUGAGAUUCCCAAGUCUGAAUGCGCAAAGCUCUUCACCUAUUGUGGGUAGUGUGGAGGAUGACUCCCACUGUAUGUCCUUUGCACAGAUGCUAAGAGAUGGGAAAGCCAGAGUUGAUGCUGGGCCCAGGAUCACUCCAAAGAAAGAUAAACUGCUAGCUCCCCCAUCAGCAGACAGCGACGGAGAGAGUGACGGGUCCGACCGUGUCCCUGUGCCCAGCUUCCAAAACUCCUUCAGCCAGGCCUUUGAGAAGGCACUUCUGCAGCUGGACAAUGGUGCAGCUUCUCCUCCACAACCUGUGGUCGAUGCAGAUGAGAAAGGAGGGAAAAAGAAGAAGAAAAAGCAGAAGCUUCUGUUCAGCACAUCCAUGGUUCACACAAAGUAGACAACACUGAAGUUCAUUUAAUCAUCCUGUUUCUUGAGUUGAUCCUCCCACUGCUGGUGUGUUUUUUUUACUUCCAUGAAGAACUUUCUUGGAACUAUAAACUAUGGAAAAGCGUUUUAGUAUGUAGCCAAAGUUCAUGCUGCUUUCAGUCAUUGUUCUGUGGGCUUGAUCCAUUUUUUGGUGACAUGCCAUCAGUUUAAUUUACAUAAAUUUUCAUUGCACAGCUAGGUCAAAGCUUUGCAGCUACCUCCUGUCACAGUGAAAGCCGUAUGGAUACAUUUUGUUCAGAUGCUAAAGCAAGGGAUACAACAAGGUGCUGGCUUUCAUUUUGUAUGCUUUUAGGCUUUUCCUGCCUUCCAGAGACCUGACUUUCGUCACAGUGGUUGCUUUAUGAUGUCCAACUUUUCUGAGUUGAAGUUGAACCUAAGCGUCUAGGAUCCAUGAGUAAUAUUGAUAAGAUAAUUCUUGGUGCUUUAUAAUAGAGUAGCAGUCAGCCAGCUGCAGAUACAUUGCACCUUUAUAUCUUUCCAAGGUACUCAGUGCUCAGAUAUCAGCCUGGAACUUCAGCUUAGAACAGAUGGAAACAAAUAACUAUGGAUAAAUUUCAGUGUUUACCACAGGUAAUAAUUUGGGUUAGAGCUUCAUUACCCUUCAAGAGGAUAGAUUUUGGGAUUAAGGUCAAUGCCCUGGUAUUCUGUAACAACAACAUGAAUACAUAAUGUUGUAGUAACAUUGUGAGGAAGUAAAAACACAGUAUUGUAUUAAAGAGGUGAGGUCUGUUGGCUCAGCAGAACUCCAGUAUAUCUUGCGUGGUUAAAGCAGUACGCACUUUCUUCUAAUUCAGUUUCUCCUCUGUGUCAUCUUCUGUUGUAGAAGGUUUACUAACUUUAACAUUACGCCCCCAGUUUAAUUUCAGUGUUGAAAAUGUGUGAAAUUGGAGAAUUUCUGACAUUUAAAGAAUGCUUCUGAGACCUGAAGAGAAGCCCAUUGAAAGUUUGUUUUGUUUGAGGGUUCUUUAAUUCACCUUUAAUUUUGAGCAGGUUCAAAGACUAGUGAAAUAACUAGUCUGAUGAAAUAAAUAAACAAUUAUGCACAAUCAA
Epinephelus lanceolatus (giant grouper) is the source of this 3842-nucleotide messenger RNA. It is a transcript of the gene rnf10, whose product is annotated as ring finger protein 10. The record is from RefSeq and is a predicted model, not a curated record. Gene Ontology annotation, biological process: positive regulation of myelination; positive regulation of transcription by RNA polymerase II. Gene Ontology annotation, molecular function: metal ion binding; transcription cis-regulatory region binding. Lineage: Eukaryota; Metazoa; Chordata; Actinopteri; Perciformes; Serranidae.